CCUGGAAUGUAAGAAUCAAGAGUCUUUGUUCAGAGUCUAGAAAACAGCAUCCAUUAAGAGACUUCAGGAGAACUGGCCUUGAACUGGAUUUGUCAAGACAGUAUAGGGUUAUCUAAACCAGGGUUUCUCAACCUCGGUACUGCUGAUAUUUUUUAACUGGAACAUUCUUUGUGUUCAGGCUGUCCUGUGCAUUUAUCGGAUGUUUUCUGGCAUCUCUGGCCAUACUCAUCAGAUGCCAGUAAUACUGUCUCUAGUCAUGACAACGAAAAAUGCUUGAGACAUUGCCAAAUAUCUCCUGGGGGCAAAAUCUCCUAUUAAGAACCACAGAAAUGCUCCCCUGUUUUUGUUUCUUGCCUAAAUAACCUUUGUUUCCUGCUCAUGGUUAUCCAUUGGUAUUUUCCUUCUUAGCUGGAUGAUGCAGUAAAGGUCAUUUUCAUGCCUACGAAAGCAGCAUUCUGCCUGAGAGGUCCUGCAGUAUGUCUAUAUUUUACCCCUGACGGGCCCCAGACCCGGCAAAUAAAUCUAGGAAGUCUGGUUCCAUGGGAAGCAGAUGGAGCCAAUGAAGUGUUCUGUGGCCUUGCAACCACCACACAGGCUCACAUCAGUUCCUUUCCUGUCAAUUCUGAGUCUGAAACUUGCAGACAGAAAGUGUGGUAUUUACAGAUGCCUCAGUGCCAGACAGCCUGCAGCCCGGCCCCAUUAAGUCCUCGCAGCACGACAUCCAUUUGACAAUGUCAGCAUCCACUCACCAAGAAGUCUGUCUUCUAAGGACUAUAUCGAGAGGAAGUUCUGACAUCUGAUUAAGAGAAGUGGCAUACAAGUUCUUACCUUCAGCUGAGCGGCCCCAGCCUGCAGUUGUGCAAAUAAAUCCAGCCUCAAAUUCUUCCUUUGGCUCUGGAAGACACACUGGGCCCACAAACUGGCCUGAGGAAAAGAGCAGGACAGGGUUGGUCUCAUCCACGGAGGAGAGGACACCCUAAGCCACUCACCAUUUGACUGUUACCCUAAUAAUAUGAACAAUGCCUGUGAGUGAAGAGAAAGAAAGAAAAGUAUAAGAUAUAGCAGAGUCCAGAUGAAGAGGUUUGGGAGAAAAACAAGUGCAAUUUUUGUCUUAGGGGCUGAAAGUUUGGGAUGGCAUUUCCAAUUUUUGGAGCAAGCCAAUAGUGCAUAUGAUUAUUCUGAACACACAUUUUCUGGAACUCGAUGGAUGGACAUCUUGAGGGACUUGGAUCCUGGCCCACACUCAUGAGAUAUCUGGUUAUGAGGAAACUGAGUGGAGACCAUGGUCUAUGCUGCCUGAUACAUUGUCAGAUAUUGGAUUUAAAUCUUUAUGCAAGUGGAAAGUGGCAGGUUGUUCGAGAAGAGUGGGGUGGAGAGAAGAUGUCCUGAUUCACACACCACAGUGGUGUUAGGCUAGAAGAGUUGCCAGGUCAUUCUUUUCAGCAUGUUUUCAAGGAGAGCCUAGAAAGCCCUGCCUGAUGAUCACCCUGCUUCUUUACCUGGCUGAACCCUCUAAUCCUUAUUCCUCAGCUUGGGCAACACCUCAACUGAGACGUCUUCCUUCGUUUUCUCAAGCUGUGGCAGUCCACGAUGUCGUCUAAGGAUUGGCUGAUUCCUUCUCAUCCCUUCAAGGUCUCUCAGUAUAAUGCAAGCCAGACUAUGCACCUGCCCUCAGUGCUUGGUAUUUUCAUCCACAUCAUAUCAUUUAACACAAGAAUCACAUAAGGUAUGUAUCAUUAUUUCCUUUUUAUAGGAGAGGAAACAGAAGGUCAACAAUGUCUUUCAAUGUGCCUAUGAUUCCAUAGAUAGUGAGAGGCAGAGCUAGAAACUGAUAUCAAGUUUGUGUGGCUGCAAAGUCCACGGUCUUUGUGCACAUCACUUUGCCUUUCCUCCUGGCACUCAUAUCCAACUUUGAAAGCUUUUGUGCCUUUCAUACACUUAUUUUUUCUAAAGUAAUUCUUUUCAGGCUGAGGCUUUGUCUUAUUAAAAAAAAAAAAACAAAACAAAAGCCAGAAUGUGAGAAUUCAGACACAUAACCCUAGUACUGCUCAUAUUGUAGGAUAUCAUGGUCAUGAUUCACACACAACUUUUGGGGAAAUGUCCAUGCUUGCUGAUAGUUAUGUAUGUAUGUUUUCUUAAUUCUUCAGAUUGAAGUUCUUCAAGAAAAAUCAAAUUAUUCAGAAGAAUAUGUUGCUCUUUAACCUAGAAAAGCCAUGGAAAUGGCCAAAUGUAACUAACAUACUCUCCCCUGUCCUUGAUUAUGUGCUCUAAUUUGAACCAAGGGAAUAUUAUUCUGAAAUGAUCAUUUUUCUUCCAAUCCAAUUUCCUAGCCUCCCUAGCUGGCUACUUCCAUCCAUACCUCUCUAACUACUCUCUCCCCCCAUCACCAUCAUAUGCCCCCACUUCUUAUUUCCCUAUAGUUUCAUACUACAACCGAUGAAACCAUCACUUACCAGUGUAGGUCUCCAAAUGCUUCAGUUCACUUUCCAAUUAAUCCCAGUCCAUAAAAAUACCUGGACUCUCCUCUGCUUCAUGUAAUCCAAGAAGCAUGAAAAAGUAUGAUGUGAGAGAUAAAUCUUGGAAGAUUUUGCAAAAUAUACUGGAUUUAGCUCAUAACAAUAAGAAAAAUUGUGUUUGGCCCAUUCAGCUUGAACAUAGACACUUUCCAGCCCUUGGUAUCAAUGAUAACUAAGGAUGUGAUUUUUUUUUUUCAUUCCAGGAAAAGGAUCAAGUCAGAAAAACAUGUCAAAAUCAACUCAAUACUUUUUGGUCCAGUCAUUGGAUAAAUGGUGAUAGUAUUUACUGAAAAGAGAAUACUGGUGCAGAGGCACAUUUGGGAUGAGGGUAGAAAAUCAAGAGCUGACCUUUCUAUAAUCACUUAGGUUAUUUACAGUUUAUGUUAUUACAAUCAGUAUUGCUGUAACAUCAUUUUACAUAUUCUUGUACACAUGGGGAAGACUUACUCUACAGUAUUUUAUACAGUAUAGGAGUAAAAUAGCUGAAUUCUAAGGUAAUCGAGUCUCCAAUUUUAAUAUAUUCAUGGAAUUUGAAAAGAAAAUUUGUGUGCACAAAGUAUUCUAGAAGUGAGGCAAAGUUACCAUUUAAAAAUUUUAAUUGUAGGGUUCUCUACAGGUAUCUUCAUUAAAUUAAGAUACCCCAUUAAUGUGGGGUAAUUUCAACCAUUUUAAUCUCUGGUUCUGAUUUCAAUAGCCACCAUUAAAUGAAUAGAUGGAAAACCACACAGCAGUGACAGAGUUCGUUAUUCUGGGAUUAACAGAUAAUCCCACACUAUGUGCCAUCUUCUUUGUGAUUUUUCUGGGAGUUUAUGUAGUUACCAUAGUGGGAAAUAUCAGUAUAAUCAUCUUAAUCCGAAGCAGCCCACAGCUGCACACCCCAAUGUACCUUUUUCUCAGCCAUUUGGCCUUUGUGGACAUUGGGUAUUCCACGUCAGUCACGCCAAUCAUGCUAAUGAGUUUUUUAAGAGAGAAAACAACUAUCCCUAUCACUGGUUGUAUAGCCCAGCUUGGCUCUGAUGUCACUUUUGGGACUACAGAAUGCUUCCUGCUGGCUACCAUGGCCUAUGAUCGCUAUGUGGCCAUCUGCUCUCCCUUACUCUACUCCACCCAGAUGUCCUCAGUGGUCUGCUUCCUCCUACUGGGGGCUUCCUACCUGGGUGGAUGCAUGAACGCUUCAUCAUUUACAGGCUGUCUGAUGAAUCUAUCUUUCUGUGGACCAAAUAAAAUCAACCAUUUUUUCUGUGACCUCUUUCCACUCUUGAAGCUUUCUUGUGGCCAUGUUUUUAUUGCUGAAAUAUCUCCCGCCAUCUCUUCUGCAUCUGUCCUCAUAAGCACACUGUUUACCAUAAUUGUGUCCUACAGCUACAUCCUCCACUCAAUUCUGAAUAUGCGCUCUACUGAGGGGAGGAAGAAAGCCUUCUCAACCUGCACUUCCCACCUCACUGCCGUCACUUUGUUUUAUGGGACAGUUUUGUUCGUUUAUGUGAUGCCCAAGUCCAGUUAUUCAGCUGAUCAGGUCAAAGUGGCCUCUGUCAUCUAUACAGUGGUGGUCCCCAUGUUGAAUCCCCUCAUCUACAGUCUGAGGAACAAGGAGGUGAAAGGGGCCAUGAGAAAACUAAUGGCCAGAACACACUGGUUUUCCUGAAUCAGAUCAGAUAUAAAUCCAUAAAUAACAAAGCAAUGGUUUGGGGAAACAUUUGUGCUGGAUACUUUAAUGAUAUUUAUCACUAACUUCAUCACUUUGAUAGUGAAGAACUCCUAUAAAUGUAAAAAGCCAAUGUUUACUUCCAUAUAGAAAGUUAAAUGUAUAAUUUAAUGUGGAAAUCUGUUUCAUUCAAAUUAAAUAUGAACUUUUCAAGGUAAGAAUACCUGCUUGCAAAAUAGUUUCAUUAAUCAGUUGUGAGUCCUAUAUUAAAUACAGAGAGCUAUUUCCACCAAAGAUCAAAUUUAAUUGAAUUCCAUCUAGUUAAAUAACAUUUGGGAAAAAAAUUUGUCCCCAACAGAUCUGUAAUAAAAGAUAAUAUUGACAAGUCAGGACGUUCAGGCCACUUCCUUUAAAGGUACUGCCCUGCCUUUGUCAAUGUAUAUUUAAACAUUUGGGAACAUUGAUGUUCAUGUCUCCAGAAAGCCUCUAUGUCCACUUUAUUGAAGCGAGAGCAAAGAUCAUGAUUCCUCUGCUUGGCCAUUAAGAGAUCCAACCCAGAUAACACAGAAGAGACCUUGUAUACACCUGUGCUGACUCUUUUUACAAUGUAAGUCUUACCAGAUGAGUCUAGGGUAAGAUUUCAGAAGCUGAGGUUUCUUUGGAGGGGGCGACUGGGACAUGGGGACUUUGUUUCAGCAAUAAUUUAUAGGUAGGAGGCAUGAAAUUAUGGGUCAGGCAAAUAAUACAUCCACACAUUUUGUAAUGUCUCUCAAGGAGGCGUCCACUGUCCCGGCUUCUUCCACUGACCUUUUGGCGCUUAUGAUCCCGUCUGGUUAUGGCAGUUGCCUCUAAAUUGAUUCCCUGCCUCCUGUAUGCCUUUCACAAUGAUUUUUGAUUAAUAUUUUAGCUAAUAUAUUUUGUUAGCAUAUGAAUGAUGUCAGACAAAUUCUGAGACACUUUGGAGGGACCACUUUGCGAGCUGAGCUGGUAAAGCGCCAAAGUCAGCACAGACACAGCCCUUUGCAAAGAGAGGGCUCCCAAAGGUAUGACUUCAGUCUUGGAAAAGGGCAUGUUUGAGUCACGGUGGGAGAUCUGCACUCUGGUGGUUGAAGUUUUUCGCUGAGUGUUUCUGGAAGUCUUUGUCUUCUUCUUUCCUCCUAUACUUUGCUUUUCACCAGGAUUCAUCUUCAGCCCUCUUCCCUCUCCUCCUCCCCAUGAUCCCCAUAGGUAAUCUUAUCUUCUCCCAUGAGCUCAGCUGCCACUGGUGUGGUGAGAGUCCCUACACACCUUCCUUGAAGGACAGAUGAACUUCUUCACUGGCCUUUUCCCCCAAGACUCUCAAACUCAGUGUGCCCUGACUGUAUUUAUCGUAUUUCUCACAAAAUUAUUCCUUUUCCUCUGGUUCUUUCCCAAUUAGUGGCAACUCUUUGUAAGGCCUAGUACUGCAAGAGAUUUGGGGCAACUCUCACUGCACACCCAUCAAAAUAGUCUGCCUCCCUCCACCCCAUUCCUUCUGUCAGAUGGAAGACAUGUUGCAUACUGGCGUCUCCCAUAUCUAAGUCUCUUCUGUCUAGGCACGUAAAGACUCCCCAGUUGAUUGUGGUAAGUCCAUACUGAGAUUUUUUCCUUCAUAUUUCCACUUGAAGAGAUUCAAUAAUCCAAUCACCCAGAUGUAGGGUGUGUGGCACUGUUACAACAUUUAGUGGAGAGGAUAGGCGUCGACACUUAUCUUUUCCCUCCCAAGUUCUCAAUCAACCGAGGAGAUGACAAAAAGAGAAGGCAUAUGGGAGAGCAAAAAUAUUAACCUAUAUCAAUGAAGGAGCUGAUAUUAGAGUAUGUGACACAUAUUUGUGGACACGUGCUUUCAUGUUCUGAAUCCCAGAAUCUGACACUCUCCUUCCCUGUCCCUGGUCUCUGCAGUGAGAGUAGGCCUGUCUCCAUCCAUUUAUAGCAUGGCCAAGAGCAGCCCAGAGCACUGAGGACAGACUCACUCCCAAGAGAAAGGGGAAGGCAAAAGGCUGGGAUUUCUGUUAUGGGUUGAAGUGUGUCCCUCAAAAAUUCAUCCUAACCACCAGUAUCUCAGAAUGUGAUCUUACCUGGAAUAUGGUUGUUACAGGUGUAGUUAGUUAAGAUGAAGUCACAUUGGAGGAGGCUGGGCUUCUAAUCCAAUAUUACUGGUAUCCUUAUUUUUUUUUUAAAAAGAAGAAUUUGGAUACAGACAGCACACAGGGGGAACCUCAUAUGAAAAUAAAAACAGAGAAGUGGGUUAUGCUUCUACAAGCCAAGGAUCACCAAAGAUUGCCCACAAACCGUCAGAAGCUAAGUGAGAGAGAUGGAAGGAAUCCCACAGUCCUCAAAAAGAAGCAACCCUGCUGACACCUUGAUCUUGGACUCCUGAACUGUGAAAGAAACAAUUUUUGUUGUUUAAGCCACUCAGUUUAUGGUACUUUGUUAAGGUACCGAGCUAAUAUUACUAUAUAUCUAGUUUUCCCCUCCAAACUUACCAUCAGCUAAUUUAUUACUUCUAGGGAAGGAAGGAGUGAAGGCUAAGAAAGGUGUGUUAUGGGGGUACCUGGGUGGCUCAGUUGGUUAAGUGUCUGACUUUGGCUCAGGCUAUAAUCUUACGGU
Messenger RNA from Felis catus (domestic cat), 6789 nucleotides. RefSeq names its product olfactory receptor 481. The record is from RefSeq and is a predicted model, not a curated record. Gene Ontology annotation, biological process: G protein-coupled receptor signaling pathway; sensory perception of smell. The coding region runs from base 3229 to 4161 and encodes 310 amino acids. Gene Ontology annotation, molecular function: odorant binding; olfactory receptor activity; G protein-coupled receptor activity. NCBI's taxonomy places the organism in Eukaryota, Metazoa, Chordata, Mammalia, Carnivora, Felidae. Gene Ontology annotation, cellular component: membrane. The transcript is spliced from 8 exons.